UACAACGCAUGAAUAGAUCUUAUGGCAAGUCAGUCAGUCUGUCAAUAUCGUCACGAGGAAGGUUGUAGAACUUUUGCGUUUUGAUUUAAAGUCCACUUGCAACCGACUGAAGAUUUGACACAAAGCCAGGAAAUCGUCGUGCGGGGUAUCGAUGAAAACACGCUUCCGUAGUUUUACAUCUCCAGCCAAACCCGGAAGGUGAAUUCUCAAACUAUGAUACCAUCGGAACAACAUCUGCUCCUUGUUUCAUAUUGUGUACAAAAACACAACAAUCUCAGGUGUUCCCAGCAAUGACAGCAACAUCGACGUUGGUUCAACUUUGAAGAAUGUGGAGUCUUUACAUUCCUGUAUUUCUAGUUUCGACCUCUUUGGCCGUCACAGGAGACAGACAAUGUGAGUGGGGGAAAUAUGGCGAGCACUGUAACUUGACUUGUCCUGUGAACUGUGCCCUAGUUCCACCAAGAAAUGUUCAGUACUGUGACAGAAACACGGGGAAGUGUCUUGGGGGAUGCCAGAAUAGUUGGCAUGGUGAUCUAUGUGACCAAUCCUGCAGCACAAGCUGUCUCGACAAGACCUGUAACAAGCAAACUGGGCACUGUACACUUGGCUGCUAUGGAAACAAUAUGGGUUUUUUCUGUAAUGGCACAGGAGAGUGUGACCGUGGCUGGUAUGGAGAUACGUGUGAACAUCCCUGCAGCAGCAACUGUGUGGAGGAAAGAUGCCACCAUUCAACUGGAGUCUGUACACUGGGCUGCAGUGGGACUUAUACUGGGGAGUUUUGUAACAUCAUAACAGAAACUUCUCUGACUCCGGCUGUGAACAAGAAGGAAGAAAUAAUCAGCCUGAUUACCACACCGGCUCGUGUGUUCCUGUUUGGAGUUAUAGCAGUCGUACUUGUAGUCAUACUCGCAACUGUUGUACAAGUCAUGCUGUUCUUAAGAUGGCGGAGACACGUGAAGAGUUCACAAAGACCAGCAACAGCUGACGGGGAAGGUUUGCUUGGAGAUUUACUGAAGGAAGUGUUGCAGAAAACAGAAAAUUACCCAUUGACGAACAACAACCACGGGGGGUUGAAGAACACCACCGUCAUAUGAAGAGUACAUUGGCGCCGGCUGGCUGAUCAGGACCAAGGGUGUCUGCCAUCACCUUCUCAGCAGUAUCGUCAGCCGACCGGAAAGGAUUAUUUCGGGCUUGCGCCUUCACUCGGCGACAAUUGAUUAUUGAAUCAACUCGAGAAGAUUUUAUCAUUACUCAAUGAUUGGCGGUUAACGUAUUAGAUAAGUUGAUUUAUUAAUUAUUUUGUCAACCUAUUUUCUCACUCUCACGUCAGUCAAUACACAGGGAGUAGCGGGGUGAUUGGAUAUCUUUACCUGACUCAAGGUGACUCGUGAUACAAAUCUAAAUUAAUUAAAUUUAAAACAUUUAGGAUAUAGAUUGCCUACAACUGAAGGUAGAUCACCAUACUAGGACUAUGCCAGAACUACAAGAACACUAGUUGGAAUUAGUUAAAACAUACUUCUUUGUUCCCAUUUAAUGUAAUUAAAUAUUCUACUAAUCCGUUCGUCAAUAUAUACACUGCCUUAUUAUCUUUUACACUUUCUAUCAUCAACUAAUCUUACCUGUAAAAUCUACAAUCAAUCGAAUGGUUUGUUCAUCGUAACUGUCGAAUCAACUAAUCAAUCUUCAAAAGUUAAACCGCUAUGGAUAUCGAAACAAAAUUAAUCAAUCAAUUUUUAAAAGUUUACCCUCAAUGAAGUAAAUCUCUUUUAUUUAAAACAUAUAUAAUCAUAUAAUCUCCUUUGAUCUUGGUGCAACUAUGUUGGCCGUUUUCCCUUGGCACAGAGGCCGUUUUCUCACGGUUCGGUGGACGUUUUCUCUAGCGCUAUGGCCGUUUUCUCUAGCGCUUUGGUUGGUAGAAGGUUGGAGUCUUUUGAUGUAGAUAGCGUCUCGUAGUUUCCUGAUUUUACCGUCUUUGAGAUUUGUCGUUAGGGUUGUGACCCACUGGAUGCUGUGGUCGGUAUUGUCUUGGAUGUGGUCUGAUAUAUUCUGAUAGGGCUGAUUUGGAGUCAAGUUUAAAUCCUGAGGUCUGAUGCUCAUGGAUUCGGCUUUUUAAGGAUCUUACUGUUUCGUCGUUCUUGAACCUAACCGUAGCUCUCACUGUAAUAAAGUUGGUCGUCCAUAUACUGUCAUCCUUCCUUACUGCUCAAACUUCUAAAUGCCUCCCAAGAAAUAUAAUGGAUGAUGUUCGUGUGUUAUACGGUUUUCCUUCACUAUUAUGUAUUUUGUACGAGCAUCAUUGUGUAUGUUUGCUGUUAUGUUCUUGCAAUCGGUGUGUAAUAAUCCAUGCAUGCAUGAUGCAAUACUACGUAUCUGAAGUCACGUUCUUUAAAUGUAUCUUCACAGAUUUGAUUCCUUUACUUAACCAAGAUUGUGUCUCUUUGGCGAACUAUAUCACAUGUUAUAUAUUGUAUUGUCUUCUUUAAUCAAAAUGUUUUAGUUUAACAUACUAGUUUUUAUAUUCCUACAUGUGAUCCUCUAGUAUUUUACUGUCCAACGUCGACAGGUUUUAUUCUUCAAAAUGUUUUCAUUUGUUAUUGCAUCAAUUGUUUCAGUCAAGAUAUGGCUGAAAUAUUGCCGAAUGACGUUAAAUAUUAACUCACUCACUCACCAAAAAAGACAAAGACAAAGGGGUUGGGUAUUAGUGCACCAAUUAGUGUCACCGUAUCCCUAAAUGCGGUUUAACAAAAUGUUACAGUUUGUGUUGGAAGCGCGACAUUGUGUCAGUGUUCAUGUACAUGCUUGAGAGUGAAAAAAGGUGUACGUCUGAUACAUCUACCACAUAUAGACUACACAAUGUCAUUUAGUGGUCCAAUGUACCAUAUGUUAUGUAUGGGAUUACACUUUCUCAGUAAAGUGAAGAUUCUAGUACUUCUGUUGGUGUGGGUUCAACACAGCCAAGUAAAGUACUAGAAUCUGUACUUUAACGAGAAAGUGUAAUCACAAAUAUAUCAUGUGUUACAAUAUACAGAUUGAACUAAAAUCAACAGUUUGGAGAGUAUAACACUAUGCUAGCUGCUGAACCUGUUUGUCGUUACUGUAUAGUGUGUACAGAUAGGAAUAUGAUUUUAUUCAACUCAACCUGUGUAACUGAACGAAAUUAAUGGUGUUAGUUAAUGUAUACAUAUUGUUAAAUAUAUAUUUGAAAAUACAUAUGAGUUAUUAGUCUGACAAUAUUUUUUUUAUGGUUGUUUAUUUUGUUGCAUUUUUCAACAUUUUAUACAAACAAAUAACAGUGAUAUUCCAGUAUUCAUGAUGAACAAUCAAAUAGUUUUAGCAGAAUAAAUCAUGGCAUGACGACCAAAACAUGUAGAAAGCAUUGAUAUUACAACUAAUUAUUGACGAACACUUUGUUAACAUAUAAUAUUCAAACAGUUUAUGUUGAAAAACU
Molecule: messenger RNA, 3448 nt
Organism: Haliotis rubra (blacklip abalone)
Lineage: Eukaryota; Metazoa; Mollusca; Gastropoda; Lepetellida; Haliotidae
Product: protein draper-like
Exons: 12
Coding region: 327-1094 (255 amino acids)
Source: RefSeq, a predicted model, not a curated record